GCGGCCCCACCGGCGCAGCGGAGCCGGCGCCCGCCGCCGAGAUGGACAACGGCGUGGUCCUCCUCAGCGAUUCGGACUCGGAGGGCGCCCGCUCGCCGCCGCCGCAGCCCUGCCGCUCCCGCCACUCGCUGCCCGCCCCCGCCGUGAGUCCGUGGCUCCCGCCGGGCACGGCGCCGCUGCCCCGCUCAAGAUGGCGGCGCUGCCAUGGCGGGCAGGGCCGGGAGGCGCGCACGGAGCAGCCUCGGGGCAGCGCAGGGGGAGAUCAUUGACCUGACCUGCGAGGAUGCAAACUCAGACCCAACGCCGUCAAGCAGCCUCGGCAUCAUCGACCUGACUGAGGACAUGUGCAGCCUUCUCCACUCCACUCUUGGUGCUGCUCAGAACUCCAGAAACACAGCCCCAGCAGCAGACACGUCCCAUCCCCAGCUCUGCCCCACUGCAGAAAAAGAAACGCAGGCAGUGCCAGAGCCGAGCCCUGCACCAGCAUCUCACAACACUUCUGUGAAGCUCAGUUCCACCAUGGCCACAACAGAAACCAUGGAGAACUGCAGCUGCCUUUCUCCUGUCUCUAGGCACCGCAGCUGGAGCCCGGAGCAGGAUGACAGCACUACUGCCUUUAGCAGCAGCUUGGACUCACAGUCAGACUCAGACUGCCUGUCCCCGUCCCCCCCCAGCCUGGACAGCAACAGCAGCCUGAGAGCUGAUGGCCCAGAGGAAGAUCCUCCCCAGUCCUGCCAGGAAAGGAACCUCCCCCCAAGGCUGAGCCCUGCCCCAACCGUUCCUGUAACAGCAGAAAAGGCCCAAAGGUCUUUGCCAGAAGCAAGUGACUUCCCACCACACCAACCAACCCAGCAAGCCACCCCAGCCAGGACUGAUGCUGACAGCAAGGCCUUGCUGGAGAAACUGCACAACUUCAGCAGGAGUGGAGUCCAGCACCUCUUCCUCCAAGGCAUAGCACCCAGCAGGGACCCACAGAAGCAGAAGCCUGGGCUCAUCCCCAGCGGGAGGCUGAGCAUGGUGCACACCACCAUGGAGGAGAACAGCCUGGAGGGCACCUUGUAUUUCCUGAACGAGUUUGUCUCCUGCCAGCACCGUCCCCCCAAAGAAAUCAUCUGCCACCUGAUCGAACAGAUGCUGUUGGACACCCACGAGAUCAGGGAUAUCCAGAAUGACAUCUAUAUGCUGCUGAUGAAGAUCCAAAUGCUCCAUCCAGCCAGCACUGCCACGGUGGGAUGGGACUGGAGACUGGUGAAAUUCAUCAUGGAGCAGCAGGAGAAGCCCCCUGGCUGGCUCCUCUUCCUGCAGUACGUGGUACAGACCCUGGAGGAUGACUUCCAGCACAAUCUGAAGUCAUACCAGCUGCAGAAGUCAAUUGCCAAGAAAGUGCUUUCAUGUGACUUGUGCUUCAACAAUGUAAAGGAAGUGGUCAAUUGGUUGGUGACAGCAGUUACAGGAGUUGGGUUCUCCCAGCCCCAGGAGCAGCUGCAAGAAGCCAGGGCUGAACACAGCUCAUCUUCACCAAGGCUGGCCAGCACUCAGACAGCUCAGACAGAACAGGCCCAGACAGCUUUCUUUGCCCAAAAGACGAUGCUCCUGCUCCAGCGGAUGUUGUCCAUGGCAGUGGAAGUGGACAGAUCUCCCACCUGCAGCUCCCGUAAGAUUGCAGACGACAUUUUCCCCUUCAUACUGAAUAUCCCCCUGAGGAGCCAAAGGGAAGCGUUAUUAAACACCAUGGAGAGCCAGCUCCUGCGCUGCAGACUGCUAGAGCUGCUAUUCCAGCACAGUUGUGACGUGCCCACAACCUCGUCCAUGUCUCUGGACAAGGUCCUGUAUUUCCUGAGCCACUCCUCUGUGCUGCCACAAUUCCAGGAUGAAACAGCAACGUGGCAAAGGUGGGAUGAGAUGCUGCAGUACUUGAGUUUGCUGCUUCUGAGUUACCAUAGUGUAAAACUGGAGCAUCUGCGGACCUCUGUCAGUGACCGGAUGAAACUGAUUGCUGAGAAAGCCAAGCCCAGGCUCCAGGACAGUGAUGACAUCAGCCAGCUGGACAUUCAGCUGAAGAUGAAUGACUUCAUCAGCAGAAUGCAGAAGACCCUGGGGGAGCCUUUUCCCCCACAAAUCCAGGAGAAAUUGUUCAUGCUGCAGGAGUUGUUCUUCAUUGUCACUGCUGCCUGAUGGAGACAACCACUGCAGCAAGGGAGACAAAAUUUCAUGUUCUCAAGAUAAACCCCCCCAUCUCAUACUGCAAUCUCAGCAUCAUGGGGUUGGUUGAUGCAGUCCUGUUGAAAGACGUUUGGUUUACAUUGUCUCCGAAUUUCCAUUCAAGUUUGCCUUGUUGUGCAGCUCUGCAAAGCACUUUGUACACUUUAAAAAAUGAGUUUUGUUCAUGUUUGCUAAGACACUUUUGUCUUAAUGCCAGCACUGCCCAAAGGAAGUCUUUGCCCCCACAAAUCCAGGAGAAAUUGUACAUGCUGCAAGAACUGUUCUUCACUGUCGCUGCUGCCUGAGGAGACAGCCACUACAGCAAGGGGGACAAAACUUCAUGUUCUCAAUAUAACCCCCCCAUCUCAUACUGCAAUCUCAGUAUCAUGGGGUUGGUUCCUACAGUUCUUUUGAAAGACGUUUGGUUUACAUAGUUUCAGAAUUUCCGUUCAAGUUUACCUCAUGCAAUUUUACAAAGCACUUUGUACAAUUUAAAAAAUAAAUUCUUUUCAUGUUUGCUGAGAGUCUUUAAUCUUGGUGCCAGCGCUGCCCGAAGUCCAGAGCUCUGUCAGAUCACACCACAAGGCCAGGCUUUAAACCCCAGCCUUCCCAAUCUAUGAGAUUCACCUGUGUAAUCAGAGCCACAGCAGCAGCCUGUACCUCAGUACCUGAAUCUGUUCCGUGACUCUGAGCUCAGCUUACACUCCAGGAGCACAGGGAACAGCAGCAUUCAGAGCUCAGACUGCCCCAGCCCAGGUGAGUUAUCCUCCAUCAAAGGGCAGCUAAAAGCACUACAACAGCACCAAAAAAACCACAGCUUUCCAGAGGGGAACUGGACAUCUCUAAGGAAACACCAGCCUAGUUCCCACACCUGUGCCCACCUCUGCAGUACGGGUGGAAACAGCACACAAGCAACAAGAGACAAAAUCUCAGGAACGUGAAUUUGGAUUGCUCAAGAAAACACAAAGAUGUCAGGGCUUGUGCAGAUGAAACUAAACAUAAGACACAACUGAGCCUGGCUGUAAACCCAGUCUCCCUGCGAAAGGGGAGUUUGUGGGCAAAUAUUUCACCCUAGUGAGGUGCUGCCAGAGCCUUAUCCACCAGAACCUUGACCCCACACUCACUGGACAGCCCCAAAUUUCUCCCACAGAUGCUCAGCCAGCACCAACACACACUAUGGACCUCCAUUCCACAAGGAUUUUAUUGUCCUGUAACAAACAAAACAAACAUACACAUUAGGAGACAUGAACACAGUCAACAAAUAAAUUAAUGUCAAAUGAGAGCCUGAUUGCCAAGGUGCAAAUGAGUGGUGACAGAACUGCUGGUUUGGGUGGGGGACUUUCACACAACACAUCACUGGCAGUGCUGCUGAAGCUUGAGAGAAAGCAGUGCUACAAAAUGUGCUGCUUCAGAGGGGCCAGCAGCCAGGCAAGGAAGCCAACCCUGUCUCACCCUCCAGGGAGAAUGUUUGGUUUAAGUGAGAAACCCUGGAGCUCAACAGUUACCACCUGUUAAGUAACCUCUGUAGAAUGUCCUGGCAACAGAGAAGCUUCCACUUCCAGAUGCAAGGCUGCUGCUGGCUGAGGGACUCUGCAACACCAUGGUGAGAUCAGGAGCAGACCUGAGGAGACCCAGGUGAGGAUUCCAGAGCAAUGCUGCCUAUCAUUCUUAGGAGAUUAGAUGGUAGGCAGGAGUUGCUUCCACUUUCCCUGAAAGCUGGUGUUAGUUGUUCCCAGAAACUGGUUCAGACUAGGUCAAGGAUCACAUCCAGCUGUACCUUAGCAGGGAGGAAUGUUCAGCCUUGGUCUGCCCUCAGUCCUCCCCCAGCCCUGCAGAACACACUUAAUGCUGAUAAAACAAAAUACCCUGUCUGAGAAGUGUUCCCAGUGUCUAAUACAUUCUACACAAUUCUAGUGAAAAACAACAAACCAACAAAAACAAAUCAAGCAGCAUCCAGAGUGCCAGAACACGUGCAAAUCUGCUGUCUAAGACACAGGACAGUGCUGUUUUGCAGAACAAAGAGAGGAGAAUCACUUGGUUCAAGCCCACAUCAGCUUUGAUUACUUCCACCUUCUUAGAGGAACAUGAAGAGUUGGAAGAAAAGGAAUUCUUCCUCAUUACUUCAAAGCUCCAUUAGAUUCUGCUCCCUGCCUUUCCAAUGAGAGCAUCUUAGAAUGGUCACGAGUCCCUUUUCCCUUUAAAAAACAU
Messenger RNA from Motacilla alba alba, 4410 nucleotides. RefSeq names its product SUMO interacting motifs containing 1 (gene SIMC1). The transcript has 10 exons. Bases 205 to 2175 code for a protein of 656 amino acids. The record is from RefSeq and is a predicted model, not a curated record. Lineage: Eukaryota; Metazoa; Chordata; Aves; Passeriformes; Motacillidae.